AUGGAACUUAUUUUUCGUUUUUGUUUGCCGGCUAAAGUUCAUCCUACGCUGUAUGAUGUUUUACCAUCACCACCCAAUUUGCUCGAUUUUCCGAUUGUUGUCGUUCAGUUGCCGAUGAUGAAUGAAAUCGAAUGUUGUGUGUCUGUCAUUGAGCAUGCGUGCAAUCUCGAUUGGCCAAAAACACGUUUACGCAUUCAAGUACUUGAUGACUCGACUGAAGAACGGGUUAUGGCACUCAUUGAUCAAUGUGUCGAUAAAUGGCGCAAAAAUGAUAUACAAAUUGAUAUCUAUCGUCGUCCUGAUCGGAAAGGAUUCAAAGCGGGUAAUUUGAACAAUGGCAUGUCCUAUCUGCCGAAUUCUGCCUUUGUCGCUAUAUUUGAUGUUGAUUUCUUACCGGCUCCUGACUUUCUCUUACGAACAAUGCCAACAUUCAUUCAAGAUCCAUUCGUGGCUUUCGUUCAGACACGAUGGACAUUCACCAAUCCCAAAGAGUCUCUCUUGACACGCAUGCAAGAGAUCUGGUUUAAUUGGCAUCAUAAAUGUCAACAAGAAGGCAGUUAUCGAGCAUCGCUCUACUUCGGUUUCAAUGGUGCAGGUGGAGUUUGGCGUGUAUCGACCAUCAGGCAAUGUGGUGGUUGGGACACAGAUCUAAUCACUGAAGACAUGGAUCUCUCUCUUAGAGCUCAUCUAAAUGGAUGGCAUUCAGUGUAUAUGAAAGACGUCGAAUCUCUAAACGAAAUAUCGCCGACACUCUAUGGCUAUCUGUCUCAACAAUUCCGACGGACUUGUGGUCCAAUGCAAGUCCUUCGAAAAUUGGGACUACGUAUCAUUCACACAGAGCAUGUAUCCUGGGUUAAAAAGUUGUGGUGCUUCUGUUACUUACUUCGUUGUGCAGCACCUCUUUUCCAAUAUCUUGCGCUUCUUUUCUUACUGCCAAUGACUAUCAUGUUACAAGUGACAAAUGUUCAAUAUUUUUUUUGUCUAUUAUUGACGACGAUCCCCAUAUUAUCUGUUAUGGUAUUUACACCAAAUGAAAUACACAUGUUUAUAUUCUGCAGCUUGUUUUCGAACGCCAUAUCUCUACUUAAGUCUUGUGCAGUGAUUGCUGAAAUAUUUGGCUUAGAGUCUAGCAAAAAGUGGAUUGUAACACCAAAGUACAACUGUGUUAAUAAUAAAUCCACUCAACAGUUGGUAGAAGUACACACAACCAAAGCAACUGAAAGUAUUAUGACUCCUUUGAUAGAGAACAAAAAAUCGACAACGUCACUUGGAUUUUCAUUUUCUUGCAAAACUAUAUUUAUUUUCUUCUCAUCGAUUCGUGAUCAGAUAUGUAAAAUACUCAGAUCGCUUCGAUUCUACAAAUGGUACUAUUUUAUGAGCGUCUACUUACUCUUACUUGGAUGUUUCAUGUCCAUCAACAAGAUGUACGUCGUUGGUGCCUACUGUGUUGCAAAUGCAUUCAUAUUUGGAAUAUUUGCCUUUGGCGCCAUUGGGCGACUCGAAUAAAAACGAUAUACUCACAAAACUUUGUUUUACCAUUUCAUUCACACGAAUGAAUGUGGGUGUGAGUGCGAAUGUCUAGCUCUCCUUAUUGCAAUUUCAUUUUUGAUCAGAUGUUCAUCAGACUGCUUUGGCAUUGUUUUUAUUCAAGAGUGUUUCAAAGACCGCACGCAUAAUGCAUAAAAUGUAUCUGUAUGAAAGGGUUUGCGAACGUAGGUUUCUGAGUGAGUUGCCUGUCACUAUAUUUGAUUGUGCAUGGUUGGUUAAAUGGCUUUUUUAAGAAUAGCGUGACAAAUUUAUACUUCUCUUGCAGAGUGUGUUGAGGGUGUAGGUGUUGGUGUGCGUAUUGUUAAAGAUGUGACUAAGCAAUAAAUCCACAUCUUACAAAACGUUCAUGUAGCUGAAACAAAUUUUGAUUGUCACUAUCAAGUUCGAAGACUUUGACAGAACCAUUUCAAGUAAAGUUCUUUAUAACCAAGAUCCUUCCAAACUGGAUUGGGUGUGAGUAUGGGUGUGGGUGUAAGGUGUGCGUGUGGGUGUGAGUAUGGGUGUGGGGUGUGCAUGUGGGUGUGGGUAUGGGCAUGAGUGAAAGACACCUACACCUCACACCCGACCCACAACCACACCUACACCCACACCCUUCAGAGUAAGAAGAACAUGUAAAUUAAUGUCAUGAGUUUAGAAUCUUGUUCUUAUUAUACUUCUUUUUUGUGUCUCAAUAGCACGUUAAGGCCCCCCCCCCCACUCAAAAAUCGAUCUCGGCCCAGGAACGUUAGAAUGAGCUGAAAUUUGGAGGAUAUGUUGGGGAAAGUUAGAGGAGUCUAUGAUAAAAUUUUCAGCUCAAAACUAUGCAAUUUGUGGCAGAUAUUGACCAAAUAAGGUCGAAAAAUAGGGAAAACGGCAUCCUAAAUUUCUCUUUAAUGAUCCAUCCAAUGUAAAAAAUUUUUUUUCAUUUGAAAGAGCGUGUCAAGAUGCAGGGCAGUACGUCGCCCGUUUUUUGAAUUAGUCCCUUUUUAAUCGGAAAAAAGAGGGCACAAGUUCAAGAACUACAAAAUUUAUCAAAAAUGGGGGUCAAAUUAUAUUAGUGACUUAAUAUUUACUAUAAAAGAAGAGAAUUGCAAAAAAAGGGCGAUGUACUACCCUGCGUCUUGACACGCUCUUUCAAACAAAAAAAAUAUUAAUACAUUGGUUGGACCAUUAAAGAGAAAUUUGGUUUGCACGUUCGAGAAAACGGAAAUCGAGAAAAAACGAAAAAGAUUUUUCGAAGCUUAUUUUUUUGAUAUUUUAUAAUUUUUGGCAAUUUUAAGCAUUUAUCUAAAGAAACUGACUAUCAAUAAUCCAUAUAACGUUGAAUUAUGUAUAAAAAGGACCUUUAUGACGUGGUGAACAUCUUUAAAGAUAUUUUUUAUUCAUAACGAUAGGCACAUGGUCGAAUUGUUCGAAGACGUACUACUUAAACUAACUAUAAAUUAUCUCAAUCGGUUUUCUUCACUGAAAAUAAAACUUAUAAUAAUCAUUUCGCACUACUAGCAACAAUAUACCAGUAUUUAUGACGUUUACAUAGUUGUCAAAUAUAAAGAAAGAAAAGAUAAAAAUAGUAUAAUAAAUGACUAAUGCAUGUUAUAUGUAUGGAUCAUCCUGAAGCACAUCGUUUUCGAUGCCGCUUGUUUAUCUUUCUGUUCUCCAUUGUUGAUUUUUUUUUCGUGUUCUCUGUAUCUUAUUAUCUUUUCAGCAUACAACAACGUGUGUUUUGUUUAUUUUUUUAUAUGUGAUUCUCUUAGUGUAUAUUCAAUAAACAAAUAAAUAAAUAAAUA
Molecule: messenger RNA, 3314 nt
Organism: Rotaria sp. Silwood2
Lineage: Eukaryota; Metazoa; Rotifera; Eurotatoria; Philodinida; Philodinidae
Source: the annotation of a GenBank genome assembly